GUGGCCCUGGUGGAUGAGAUGGCAUCUGUUCUGAAUGGCACAGGCCCUGUCUUGUUAAUGCUGCUUCCUCUGUGCGUGCUUCCUGGAUGCUCUGAAGACCUAACUUGGCAAGAGUUUAUGAAGCAAUACCAUCUCAGCCUGGGCCUGGAUUUCAGCCGUCUGAACUGUGAAGGUCUUAUGGGUGCCAUGGAAUCUCUGAAGGGCAAAGCCUCCCAUACUUUCAUCUAUGCUAUUUGGAGCCAGAUAGAAGAUAUAUGCUAUAGGGAUGGGUUAGAUCUCUAUGAGAAUGUGCGAGUAUGGAGCAAGAAGCCCUUCAAAAUCCUUACCUGCGAACGGUUGGAGUCUGGUCAAGGCUACAGGGGCACCAGAAGCUAUAGCUAUUUAGAGCUCCACUGUGGCCUGAAUGGAUUCCCUGUGAGCUUAGAGGACACCAAGGUGAAGAAGAAAAUUUCAAGUUAG
This is a messenger RNA of Vombatus ursinus (common wombat), 459 nucleotides long. Its product is annotated as epididymal secretory protein E3-beta-like. The record is from RefSeq and is a predicted model, not a curated record. NCBI's taxonomy places the organism in Eukaryota, Metazoa, Chordata, Mammalia, Diprotodontia, Vombatidae. The coding region runs from base 19 to 459 and encodes 146 amino acids. The transcript has a single exon.